Messenger RNA from Podarcis raffonei (Aeolian wall lizard), 1658 nucleotides. RefSeq names its product protein phosphatase 1 regulatory subunit 36 (gene PPP1R36). The transcript is spliced from 12 exons. NCBI's taxonomy places the organism in Eukaryota, Metazoa, Chordata, Lepidosauria, Squamata, Lacertidae. Bases 1 to 1596 code for a protein of 531 amino acids. The record is from RefSeq and is a predicted model, not a curated record. Gene Ontology annotation, molecular function: phosphatase binding. Gene Ontology annotation, biological process: negative regulation of phosphatase activity.
AUGGGCCAAAGAAGAUGCGGCGGGGGGGGGGGCGACCGCUGCGCCCUGGCCGCCGCCGCCGCCGCCAGCAGGGCCCGGCGCCGCUCGCUGGUUGCCAGCCGGGGGGAGGGGUCCGGCGGCUCCGUGCGGUCGCGGCGGAGCCGGAGCUGCUUCUGCUGCACCAGAGCAGGGGCGGCAGCAAGGGAAGCAGCAGCAGCAGCAGCAGGCGCGGCCGGGGGCGGAAGUCCUUUGUUGCUGCAGCCGGAGGAGGCGGCCGCGGCGCCGGGAGAGCAGCUGGCCGCCCCUCGAGCCCCUGCCUCGUCCUUCCGGAUCCCACCCCCCGCACGUCUGCAUCGGCCUCGGUUCACGAAAGUUAACCCUGGCUUGUGGUACUGGAAAGAUGACAGCCGAAGUCUUGAAUUUGCAUGUGCUCAGCCUAAGGAGGAAGAUAAGGAAGUGGAGAAGAAGUCAAAGAAAGGGAAAACCAUCCACUUCCAAGAGACGGCCACAAAAACGCCAGACAGACCGGAUCCUGUUUUUUUCCGAGAUAUCUUUGCCGAACGGAGAAGUAUCCAAGAAGAUAAGUCGCCCCGGCUGUUGAAGCGAUUGCAAAAGGAACUGAUUUCUCUAGAAGACGUUAAGUACGCUGCCCUGUUUCUGGCCCACGAAGACGAUUCCUUUCGCAUCCAUUCUUUCUCUUUAGUUAUGAGGUGCCGGCAGCUAGAUGAUUUUCUCAUGGCUCUGCUGUACUAUCUGAAUUUUUAUCUGGAAAAAUUAGCCUUGGAGAUGAAACCCAAAUCUUUCAUGGGGAAGCCCAGUGCCCUGGAAAGGAAAGAGAUGUGGGAGAACCAAAUCAAGCUAGCAGUGACCAAAAAGCACCUGGCCGAGCUGUACUGCAUCCUCAUCCUCGGGCUGGGAAUGUCCGAUCAGCAUCACAUGGCUUGCGGGAAGAGGAAAAUAUCAACAACACAGAAAGACAGGGAUUUCUUUGAGUGCUUGUACAACUUCUCCUCCUACGUGGCUUUUGUUACGUUCAGACAGAAGAACCUCAAGGAAAUCCAGCAGGAAGUUGGCCGGCUGCUCCGCUCAAACAUAUUCAAUCCUGCUCUGAGAGAGAUAGCUAAGCCCAAGGAGUUGAAAACAGACGUGACCAAGGAGGUGAAGAAGGUCACUUUCCGCUAUCGCAAGAGCACCGAUGUAAGGCAGCCAGCCAUCCGAAGCAUCAUGGACCAGCGAUCGCCGGUGCUGAGCACCUUGCUGCCGAUGCCUAAAGACAGUGCUCAGUACCUUUUCCAGGACCAUUACCUCCAUGCUGGCAGAAGUCAGCCAGCCUACAUUCCUGAAGAGCUGCCACCCUUUUCCUCUGUCGUGCCAGAACCCAAGAUUGGCAUCAUUGGAUGCCCACGCCACAGAUUUAUCCCUCAUACGCUUCAGCCUAUCGGGACGCAGGAUGCUGAGAACGAGGAUGAUGAAAGCAUGAGAUCGGAGACAAGCAUCUCUCCAGCUGUUUCCCAGGAGCUGAAUGUCUCUCCUAAGGUCCCUCAAGGCAGCGCGAGCCUCCAGUCCGUGGCGGGUUCAAGGGCUACCACCGAAGCAGAUUACGUUGAGAAUCACUAGCAGCGUACGCUAGCCAUUAGGGAUAAUUUUUGUUCGUUUAAUUAAACUCUUUUGAAACGUUU